Messenger RNA from Siniperca chuatsi (mandarin fish), 2702 nucleotides. It is a transcript of the gene kctd14, whose product is annotated as potassium channel tetramerization domain containing 14. The transcript has 4 exons. Gene Ontology annotation, molecular function: protein binding. NCBI's taxonomy places the organism in Eukaryota, Metazoa, Chordata, Actinopteri, Centrarchiformes, Sinipercidae. Bases 105 to 830 code for a protein of 241 amino acids. The record is from RefSeq and is a predicted model, not a curated record. Gene Ontology annotation, biological process: protein homooligomerization.
CAGCACUAAAGCAUCAGGUCCGGGUUAGGCCACGCCCCCUGGCUCCUACCUGUUGAGCAGUGUAAAAGUUCCCAGCUCCCACCUGGACAAACACUGAAGUCAAGAUGAGUCUGCCGGACUACAAAUCACAUGAAAAACAGUCUUCGCUCGCAGUUCCACACUCUGCUGUUGUGCAGUUAAAUGUCGGGGGUCACCUGUUCAGCACCUCUAUGAGCACGCUCAGGAAACACCCCGACUCCAAGCUGGCCGAGCUGUUCAGCAGACAGCCCAAACUGUGCACCGACGCACAGGGAUGCUACUUCAUCGACCGCGAUGGUUCGCACUUUGGAGGCGUCCUCGAGUUCCUGAGAUCAGACUUGCUGCCCACAGAGAACGUCCAGGAGGUUCACAGGGAGGCGGUGUACUACAACAUCAAACCACUGAUCAAACGCUUAGAGGAAACUCCUCGGCUGUUUGGAGAGCUGGUGGGAAGGCAGCAGUUCCUCUCCAGAGUCCCGCACUACAAAGAAAACAUCGAGGUGCUUAUUCGCAUCGCCAGAGCCGAGGCCAUUGCCGCCCGCCACUCCACCAUCAUGAUCUGCGUACUGCGGACGGAGGAGGAUUUGGGUUUCUAUGACAACGCCAUCAACAGCCUGGAGGCGGAUAAGGAGUCGGUGGUGACGUUCGGACCCUGGAAGGCCGUCCCGUCCGUCAAAGACCUGCUGGACUGUGUAAAGAUGGACAUCGAGAGUCAGGGCUACAGGGUGAGCAUCCAGCCUCACGUCAUGGAGAAGAGCUUCCUGUCCAGGAGCUACGACUACUUCUACAAACUCACAUUCACCUGGUGGUGAUGAGAGGGCUGCUUCUCUCGGCUGUCAUUUAUAGCAGAAGUGAAAACUGUACAUACUGUUUCUAAAAAUAACAGAGAGCAUUUCGAUAAAUCACAUUUAUUGCUGCAGUUUCUCUAAAAUAUUUUGAUUUGCAUGCUGAGUCAUGCUGCAUGUUUAUGCACCCGUGUUAAAAAGGGGUCUUGAUUUUGAACACUAGCCAUUUUAGACAUAAUGGGUCAGUAAAGCAUCUGUAUAUAAUGAAAUUCAAAGGUACUGUGGUUUAAGAUAAAGUGAUGGGUCCACCGAAGUAUUUAUAUAUCCUUACUUUCUUACAACAAAGACUUAAUCUGUUAAUUUUAGGUGCUUAGAAAUAUGAAUGGUAUUUAAUAUCCUGUAUAAUGUCAGUGAAAUCAUGUUACUAUAUGCUAUUUUAUAACUACCCAGUUACAAAAUAAUUUUUUCUCACUCACAAACUUUAAAAGGAAGUUGUUUGAUUAGGUACCUUUUGUGCACCAGCUACUGGGGAAUGGACAUAUUAACAUAAACACCUGGACAAUAUAAUGCAAUACAAAUCAACAGCACUGCAAUGAAAAGUACUUUUGUGAAGGGAAUUAUGUCUUGGGACUUUUUCAGAGAUGUGUUGACUCUACAGUCAUCUUUGAGGCCAAAGUUUGUUGUGUGUUAGAUCUGAUGACGUUAUACAGGCGUUCAUAUAGUGAGCAUACCCCUUGCAAAUAAGUUUGGUGUGAAAUAUGUCUCUGUUCUAUAUUAUAAAUUGUACCAGGGGAAAUUCAGUCACUGAGGAAAACAUUGCGUCAUAUACACAACACUGGGCAAUCCACUACCCAGAUUAUAAGAAACAAAAAGGUCAAAAAGCACAAAAGCUGAACAAGCAUUUUAGCAGAAAGCAGAGCAGCAACCUCAGUGUUCACCACAGAGCAGGGGAUCUAACAGUCAGCGUACCUUCAUGUCAGACCACUUCCUGUGUGAUCAGAGUGUGAAAAAACAACAAUAAACAGUGCAUACAAACUCUGUCCUGUAGCAGAAAGGCCAGAGAUUAGAGCAGUCCGUGGUCACAUCCCUCAAGUGUCCCGCCGAUGUGUCAACUUCAGGUGAGUGACUCAACCUUAUGUGACAGAAAACAUUAGAGCCUUUAAAUAAAGAUUUAAUUUAAUCAAAACAUUUAUGAAUUAUUAAGUAAAAUGCACAUAGACAAUUUCACUGUAGAUUUUUCAGGUGGACGACUUUAUUCUGGCUAAUAUUCAUUAUCUAGUGUCAACAAGACCCGAAAAACAGUCAUUGAUGAUAAGUGCAGAAGGCCUUAAUUUCCUGUGGAAUCAAACAGGCCUGCCAGAAAAGUAAGGCCUAAAGAAGAGAGGAAACAGAGUGCCUAAGGUCCGGAUCGUAAUCGAACCAGUCCAUUCCACCACACCAGAAAAUGCAGAAGAUCAACAUAAUGAGCUUUUGCUCGUUACUGAUUUUUUAGCCUGUGAAUCACCAAAAUGAGAGAAUGGCAUAAACAAAAAUUAUUGUCAUGUAGUCAUCCACUCAUAGAUCACAACAUCUGUUUCUCCGCCUGGUUGAGCUAUGAUUGUCAAUUAGGCUAUCUAAUGUAGGAUGUCCAUGUAAGGAAAGAAAAAAUAUAUAAAACCCUCAGUUUUAGAGAAGUGUUGCAUUGCACCCUCAGUUGCAGACUGAGGAUCGGAGAAUCAGCAGGAUCUGGAAUGGAGAUUGCCAGUGAGUAGACCAGAGAUAAGAAAGGAAAGGGAUAGAAAUAAAUGUCUGAUAAAAAUCUGUUUUACUAUGUUUUGAACUUGUAAUUGUUUAAUCAAAUUUACUGUUCUUUGUUGUAAGCUCUUGCUUGCUCUGAUAAAUAAAGUAAAAGUCUCAUAA